Molecule: messenger RNA, 1909 nt
Organism: Sus scrofa (pig)
Lineage: Eukaryota; Metazoa; Chordata; Mammalia; Artiodactyla; Suidae
Gene: C11H13orf46
Product: chromosome 11 C13orf46 homolog
Source: RefSeq, a predicted model, not a curated record
CCCGCCCUGAGCUGAGCCUUUGGCAUCCAGCUCUGUGCUCUCGGCUGGUGCUGGGCGCCCCAGGCCCAGCUUGCCAAGCAGCACAGUUAGUAACUGUGCUCAGGGCCCUGCGGGGUGGCGGCCUGCGGCCCCACACUGAGAGGUACCCCUCCCCAAAGACCCUGCCAGGGAACAGUUUUCUGUCCUGAUCCAAGCGUAGGGAAGGAGGGGGAGCUGGGCGGGUCCCACCAGGUUUACAGCAGCUGGUCCUUGGCCCGUGUCCAGGGCUCGGGGGAGGCCUCCACUCCCCAAGUGCUUCUCCAGCUGUUGACUGAAGUGCUUCCACUUCCAUGGCACCAAGGCGCCUGGUUGAGGCCUGGGGCAGCCCCACUCGAGCCCCCCAGGCCUUACACAUCUCAGCAGGUCUCUAAGUUCAGGCAGAGGGCAGGUGGGUUUGUAGAGGCAGAGCUCAGGUGCUGCCCAGGUGAGCAGGUCUGUAGUGGGCAGAGAAGGUGCCCACCAGGCAUCGCCCUGGUACCCAGAGGCCCUGGUCCUCAGGGACCUGAGGGGAGGUGAGCAGGGCCACCCCUCCACUCCCUCACUGCCAGAGCUGCCAUGGAUGGCCCCUGCCAAGCCUGGCUGUGUCUGGUGGUCCCGGACCCAGGCAGCCACAGGACAGAGCCCAACUCGCUGCCCGGAACCUCACUCCUCCCCAGCUCGCCCAAACCCAUCAGCCACGCCUCUGGUUUCCAUCCACAGAAACCAUCUGUGUUUGUGGAGAUUGACCUGGGAGACCAUGCCGAGGAGGUGAUCACAUGUGCCAUGAAAGAAGAGAAGCCGUCCCAGCUGGACAUGGGGGAUCUGUCAGAGGACGAGACCGGCUGGGUGUGCUGCAUCCCCUACUCCACCAGAAAGAAAGCCAAGGAGAGCGCGUAGCUGCGAGAGAAGGUACAGGGUCUCCACUUCAGUCUCCUGGGGUCGGCCAGACCCGGGAGGGGCCCAGAGAGACACCGCACGAACCUCUCUCCCCACCCCAUGUGGGGAUGGAUUUGGCUACACCAGACAUAGCCUGGCAGCUGACUUUCUGCCCCAGGCACUGUUUCAGAGGCUCUGUGACCACCACACGUGACCCCCACGGCUCGGAAGCGAUGACGCCAUCUCUUAAAAAGACCCAAUAAAGAGGGAUGGAGGAUGUACUCCCUCUCGAGGCCGAGGGCUGUCCCUUCUUUUCAUACCUCUCAUCCCACGAAAUGUAAAUUAGGGAAGGGAGGCAGCUCAGGACCGGCCUGUGUGCACGUGCACACAUAGCACACGUGACGCGCGGUCCACAUGCCCAUGCACGGCCACACAGGAGCAUGCAGGAGGACAUGGGCAGGGGCCAAGCAGCAUCUCUGAGACCGGAGGUCAGAGGACACAGGUGAAACCCUCGAAGGCCACCAUGGGCAUCAGCUCAGUUCUCCCCCCGCGGCCACCACUGCCCAAAGGGAGAACCGGCCCAAGAAGCUGGCCGGGGGCGGGGUGCUGCCCAGCUGUCGGAACCGAGCAUAGACGAGGCAACUCUGCUGACCACUCAUGGUGUGCUGGGCACAGGACUGACCCCAUGGCCCCCCAGAAUCUGGGUCUGCUGCUUGUCCCCUGGAGACGGAAGCAUCACGGUAGUGACAGGGAUGGAGUAGACACAGGUAGCUGUCGAAGUCCCCAUAAGGGACCACAGGUGAGAGGGAAACCCAGGGGAGGCUGGGAGAUCACUGUAAGUUAAUAACUGCUCAAGAAAGCCAUCAGAACAAGGCAGGCUGCUUGACUGGUGGAAGUUCGAGAAUUGCCUCAGGUCUUUGGGUGCGGGAUGGGGUGAGGUCUGCAUUCAGGUUCAGAAGAGAAAGGAAGAGGCAGGCUUUCCCCACCCCCACUCCCCUUGGAGGAUAAAACUGUA